GCAGGUGAUCCCCGGUGUGCGUUCGUUCGGUGAGCGGAGGAUUUACCGGGACUUUGUGGCGGUUUGAGCGCUUUAAAGGAGCAUGAAGACGUCGGUGGUGUUCCUGCUCCUCCUGAACGUUUCCCAGCAUGCCUCAGCUGUGGAGCUGUAUGAGGGGGACUCCUUCAUCCUGCCCUGUAAGUUUAACACCUUUAGACUGAGAGACCCCUCAGUGUUGUGGAGCCGCUCUGACCUCAGUCCUCCAACCGUCCACCAGCGUCAGCUCCAAGGAGACGAACUGAAAGAGCAGAACCAGCGUUACAGCGGCCGAACAUCCAUGAAGACUGACGCUCUGGAGACUGGAGACCUCAGCCUGAAGCUGACCGACCUCCAACUGUCUGACAGCGCCACCUACACCUGCUCUGUUAGAGAAUAUGGACGUGAACUGAGUCGGAGUGACGUACAGCUGCAGGUCAAAGAACGGUUUCCAUCCUGGGCCAAAGCUCUCCUGGUUCUCCUGGUUCUUCUGGUGGUUUCUGGAGGUCUUUUAUUUCAUUUCCGGCAGCACUUCAUGUCAGGUUACAAGGUGGAGGUGGAGUCAGGGGUGGAGUCUGUCCAGCUGCCCUGUAAAACUAUAGUUCACCUGCCCAAAGGCACUAAGGUAGAGUGGAAGGACGGAGACAGCAGGAAGGUCCACGUGUAUCAGAGCAGCUCUGAGCAGCCUGAAGAACAGCACGACUUUUACAGAGGACGAACAAAGAUGGAGAGAAACCUGCUGAAACCUGGAGACCUCAGUCUGACCCUGAAACACCCCACAGACACACACACCUACACCUGCACCGCCUACAACAAGAGGGGAGACAUCCUGAUGGAGAAACAAGUGCAGCUGACAGUCAGAGUUUCCCAGCAUGCCUCAGCUGUGGAGCUGUAUGAGGGGGACUCCUUCAUCCUGCCCUGUCAGUUUAACACUUUUCUACUAGACAGACCCUCAGUGUUGUGGAGCCGCUCUGACCUCAGUCCUCCAACCGUCCACCAGCGUCAGCUCCAAGGAGACGAACUGAAAGAGCAGAACCAGCGUUACAGCGGCCGAACAUCCAUGAAGACUGACGCUCUGGAGACUGGAGACCUCAGCCUGAAGCUGACCGACCUCCAACUGUCUGACAGCGCCACCUACACCUGCUCUGUUAGAGACAAUAUAGGUGAACUGAGUCAGAGUGAUGUACAGCUGCAGGUCAAAGAACGGUUUCCAUCCUGGGCCAAAGCUCUCCUGGUUCUCCUGGUUCUUCUUGUGGUUUCUGGAGGUCUUUUAUUUUAUUUCUGGCAGCACUUCAUGUCAGGUUACAAGGUGGAGGUGGAGUCAGGGGUGGAGUCUGUCCAUCUGCCCUGUAAAACUAUAGUUCACCUGCCCAAAGGCACUAAGGUAGAGUGGAAGGACGGAGACAGCAGGAAGGUCCACGUGUAUCAGAGCAGCUCUGAGCAGCCUGAAGAACAGCACGACUUUUACAGAGGACGAACAAAGAUGGAGAGAAACCUGCUGAAACCUGGAGACCUCAGUCUGACCCUGAAACACCCCACAGACACACACACCUACACCUGCACCGCCUACAACAAGAGGGGAGACAUCCUGAUGGAGAAACAAGUGCAGCUGACAGUCAGAGUCCCCCAGGUGGAGGUGGAGGACGGGGUGGAGUCUGUCCAGCUGCCCUUCACAACCACACUUCACCUGCCUCAAGACGCUAAAGUGGAGUGGGUGGAUGAUUACAACAGGAAGGUCCACGUGUAUCAGAGAGGCUCUGACCAGCCUGAAGAACAGCACCAACGUUACAGAGACCGAACGAAGAUGAAUGAAGACCUGCUGAAAACUGGAGACCUCAGUCUGACCCUGAGUCGCCCCACAGAUGGAGACAGCUGGACCUACACCUGCACCGUCUACAGCAGGGAGGGAAACAUCCUGCUGAAGAGAAAGGUGCAGCUGAGAGUCAGAGUCCCCCAGGUGGAGGUGGAGGACGGGGUGGAGUCUGUCCAGCUGCCCUUCACAACCACACUUCACCUGCCUCAAGAUGCUAAAGUGGAGUGGGUGGAUGAUUACAGGAAGGUCCACGUGUAUCAGAGCGGCUCUGACCAGCCUGAAGAACAGCACCAGGAUUACAGAGACCGAACGAAGAUGAAUGAAGACCUGCUGAAAACUGGAGACCUCAGUCUGACCCUGAGACUCCCCACAGAUGAGGACAACAGGACCUACACCUGCACCGUCUACAGCAGGGAGGGAAACAUCCUGCUGAGGAAACAGGUGAAGCUGAGAGUCAGAGUCUGUCAGGUGGAGGUGGAGGAGGGGGCGGAGUCUGUCCAGCUGCCCUUCAGAACCACAGGAAACCUGCCUGGAGGUGUUAGAGUGGAGUGGGGACGCAUUGAACCUGAACCUUUACUGAAGGUCCACGUGUAUCAGAGCGGCUCUGACCAGCCUCUCAAACAGGACCAGGAUUACAGAGACCGAACGAAGAUGAAUGAAGACCUGCUGAAAACUGGAGACCUCAGUCUGACCCUGAGACUCCCCACAGAGAGAGACAGUGGGAGAUACAGCUGUGACGUCUACAGCAGGAACAUCUGGAUCAGAGUGAAAACAGUGAUGCUCAAAGUCAGAGUCUGGGGUUAA
Molecule: messenger RNA, 2632 nt
Organism: Archocentrus centrarchus (flier cichlid)
Lineage: Eukaryota; Metazoa; Chordata; Actinopteri; Cichliformes; Cichlidae
Exons: 11
Coding region: 83-2632 (849 amino acids)
Biological process (GO): cellular response to lipopolysaccharide; negative regulation of T cell proliferation; T cell costimulation
Cellular component (GO): external side of plasma membrane
Source: RefSeq, a predicted model, not a curated record